ACAACAAAUAAAGGAUUAACUCGUUCAUCAUAAUUCAUAAACACAUAACAGAAAGCCAAGGAAUUGAAGAAAAUGGGGAGAGUGUCAAUUAACCUUGUUGUUAUUGCUGUUUUAGCAAUGCUCUGUGCUACAACAGCUCCUGUGCUUGGAAGGGUGGGAACAACUUCUUCUGAAGAAAAGCAAUUGGCAGUUGGAUAUAAACUCAUGUUAGAAGAAAUGGAGGCAAUAAAGAAGGCCCAACAAAAUAUAUAUCAAAACCAGAAAAUAAAGAUGAUGAAUUCACUACCAAUCAAUAUUGUUGAAUCGUCUAGGGAGGAAGCUGUGCGGUAUAUUCCGUGUGAGGUGCAAGGCAGUUACUGUAACUUUAUUUUUGGAUUGAAUUGUUGUUCUAGUUAUUUUGCAUGUGUGCCAAUGGGUGUUCUUGGUGGUGUGUGUGUGGCUUAAACCAACUUAAAAACAAGUGCCUGGCUAGCUAGCUUAGUGGUUUGCCGGCUAGCUAGAGCUUGAGGUCGGUCGGGUUUUAUAUCUCGACUUAAUUACUCUACUGAGGGAGCUAAUAAUCGAACCUUAUACCUCCAAGAAGCUCUAAGUUUUAAGGAAAAUAACUACUUGAGCUAUAUUAGCUGACAUGUGCUUUUAUAGUGUAUAUUCAAUAGUUAAACAUAUCAUAAUGGGGCAUGGCCCUCGCCAACACCCCUAAUUCCGCCCCUGAGCAGAACGAAGCACGACAAUAUACAUAUGAAUAAGAUCCGUAGUUAAGGAUCGAUGUAAUAGAAGUAUGUGUCAUGUGCAGUUACGUGUGCACGUGCAAGUUUGGUUGAUGAAUGAAUGAUUUAUUUGGUUAUUCCUAUGUUUAUGUACGUA
Spinacia oleracea (spinach) is the source of this 864-nucleotide messenger RNA. RefSeq lists its product as uncharacterized. The transcript is spliced from 2 exons. The coding region runs from base 73 to 444 and encodes 123 amino acids. The record is from RefSeq and is a predicted model, not a curated record. NCBI's taxonomy places the organism in Eukaryota, Viridiplantae, Streptophyta, Magnoliopsida, Caryophyllales, Amaranthaceae.